CGCCCCAACGUCGGAUGACCUUUGGCACAGUUUGUUUCUCUGCAGCGCUGAGGAGCAGACCGAGGAGUCCAAGAUGAACCGAGCCUUUAACAAAACUAGUCUGAAACAUUUGACCGGUCUCCUCCAAAGGUUUCAAAGCACCUUGGUGGUUGCAGAGCACAACAAUGAGAAGCUGACCCCUAUUACGCUCAAUGCCAUCACUGCUGCAAGUAAGCUGGGUGGAGAGGUGUCUUGUCUGGUUGCUGGAACAAACUGUGCAAAGGUUGUAGAGCAAAUCAGCAAAGUACAGGGCGUGAAGAAGGUUCUGGUGGCCCAGCAUGAUUCUUACAAGGGUGCCAUGCCAGAGGAGCUGACUCCACUUAUCUUAGCAACACAAAAGCAAUUCAGCUUCACCCAUAUCUGUGCUGGUGCAUCUGCCUUCGGAAAGAACCUGCUUCCCAGAGUGGCUGCCAAGUUGGAUGUAGCCCCAGUUUCAGAUAUUAUUGAGAUCAAGUCUCCAGACACUUUCGUCAGAACCAUUUAUGCAGGAAAUGCUCUCAGUACUGUGAAAUGUAAUGAGCCUGUUAAGAUCUUCACUGUCAGAGGGACGUCCUUUGAGGCAGCUCCAACAGAGGGAGGAAGUGCCGCAUCAGAAGAUGUGGCUGCCUCUUCACACGCUGGAAUUUCUGAGUGGUUGGAGCAGAGUCUGACAAAGAGCGACCGCCCAGAGCUGACGAGCGCCAAGGUUGUGGUGUCAGGAGGGAGGGGUUUGAAGAGUGGGGACAACUUCAAGCUGCUAUAUGACCUUGCUGACAAACUGAAUGCUGCAGUUGGUGCAUCCAGAGCUGCAGUGGAUGCUGGGUAUGUCCCAAACGACAUGCAGGUUGGACAGACUGGCAAGAUUGUAGCACCAGAGUUGUACAUCGCUGUUGGUAUCUCUGGAGCUAUUCAACAUCUGGCUGGAAUGAAAGAUAGCAAGACUAUUGUUGCUAUCAACAAAGACCCAGAGGCUCCCAUUUUCCAGGUGGCUGACUAUGGCUUGGUAGCUGAUCUUUUCAAGGCUGUUCCUGAGAUGACUGAAGCCCUGAACAAGUGAAGAGAAACAAAGUCCCACCAAACUUCCAUUUGACAGCUGUGAGGGUGACCACAGGAUCUUAAAGCAACUGCCUUAAUAAAUUUCUGACGUUGUGAGUGUCCGUGUGCAGAAAAAAUGUCUUCAUCCACAUCUCAGACUGGCAUCAGAACACUCUCAAUCUGGAAAUAAAUGUUUAAAAUAUUACAAGAAUUAAAUAUCAGUGAAUAAGCUUGUACUUUACUGUGGGAAUAGGUUAUUAUAUGAGUCUAGUAGUACACGUGUUGUAAUUUGUAUUUCAUUUUAGGGUGCUGUAAAGGACAUUUUGGGGAAUGCUUGCCUUGUCUUUAGACUUAUGACUGAUGUAGGUGGCUGUAAGAUGUGGUUGUUCAUGCUUAGCUAGAGGAUUUGAAAUUAUUGAUUUGCUCUUGGAAAAUUAUGUAUUAAAUUGACAACUAAUUACUGGCUUUGU
Molecule: messenger RNA, 1523 nt
Organism: Xiphias gladius (swordfish)
Lineage: Eukaryota; Metazoa; Chordata; Actinopteri; Istiophoriformes; Xiphiidae
Gene: etfa
Product: electron transfer flavoprotein subunit alpha
Exons: 12
Coding region: 74-1075 (333 amino acids)
Cellular component (GO): mitochondrion
Molecular function (GO): electron transfer activity; flavin adenine dinucleotide binding
Source: RefSeq, a predicted model, not a curated record